AUGGAAAACAAAGCUCACAUUGCUGUAGUUUCAAUUCCAGCUUUCAGCCAUCAAGUUUCCAUACUAUCACUAUGCAAACGCCUCCUUCAACUUCAUCCAAACCUCCAUAUCACCUUCAUACUUCCAGUUCUUAACUCUCUUUCAAAUGCCUCCAAAUCCCUCAUUGAUUCUCUUCCUUCUUUCAACAUUCACACCGUUCUUCUUCCUCCUGUCACCUUCCCACAAGGCUCCAAUAUUCAUCCUGCUCUUCAAGUUCCUCUAGCUAUGUCUCAGUCUGUUUCAUCCAUUCGCCAUGCUUUGAACUCGCUCAACUCAACCAGUAAUAAUAAGCUCGUUGCUUUGAUCGCUGAUUACUUAGCCUAUGAGACGUUAGGAUUAGCCAAAUCACUUAAUAUAUUGUCCUACAUAUAUUUCCCCUCAUCAGCCACGGUUCUUUCUCUGUGUUUGCAUUCCUCGUGGCUUCACCAAACAGUUUCAUGCGAAUACACACAGCUUCUAGAACCCAUCAAGAUCCCAGGUUGUAUACCAAUUCAUGGUCGAGAUCUCCCAACUUCACUUCAAGAUCGAUCUAGCCAAGUUUAUGAGCAUUUCCUUCGGCGAUCCAAGGGGUUAUAUCUUGCCAGUGGCAUCUUGGUGAAUAGCUUCAAAGAAUUAGAAGAAGGAGCAAUAACAGCCUUGCAAGAACAAAGGAAAAACUAUGUAAGCGAAUCAACAGCAUCCAACUAUGUAAGCGAAUCAACAUCAUCCAUAGCUAAUAAAUUCCCUUCUGUAUAUCCCAUAGGACCUAUUGUCCAAGCCGAUUGGGUGAGCAGCAAUCAUGUGAAUCACGAUGAUUCAGAGUGUUUAAGGUGGUUGGAUAAACAAGAACCUAAGUCUGUAUUGUAUGUUUCUUUUGGAAGUGGUGGGACAUUGUCUCAAAACCAAAUGAAUGAGCUAGCACUAGGAUUGGAGCUGAGUGGUCAAAAAUUUCUGUGGGUUGUAAGAGAACCAAAUGACUUACCAAGUGCUAAUUAUUUCACUGGAUCAUCAAAACAUGACAACACUUUGCGAUUCUUACCAAAUGGCUUUAUGGAGAGGAUGAAAGGGAAAGGCUUGGCGGUUCCAUGUUGGGUACCCCAAGUUGAGAUUCUUAGACACAAAGCCACAGGUGGCUUUUUAACUCAUUGUGGUUGGAACUCAACACUUGAGGCUGUCGUCCAUGGCUUGCCGAUCAUAGCUUGGCCACUGUUUGCUGAGCAGAGAACAAUCGCUUUGAUGCUUAGCGAUGGCUUGAAUGUGGCAGUGAGGCCAAAGGUUAAUGAGAACGGAAUAGCGGAAAGGGAAGAGAUUGCGAUGGUGAUAAAGAGAGUGAUGAUUGGUGACGAAGGAACAAGAAUUCGUGCAACAAUGGAAGUUCUGCAACAUGCUUCUUCUGAUGCACUGAAACAAGAUGGAAGUUCUAGCAUGAUCCUGUCACAAUUGGCAAUGGAAUGGAAAAAUAUAGGAGCGUGA
This is a messenger RNA of Neltuma alba, 1491 nucleotides long. RefSeq names its product hydroquinone glucosyltransferase-like. The transcript has a single exon. Gene Ontology annotation, molecular function: UDP-glycosyltransferase activity. The record is from RefSeq and is a predicted model, not a curated record. NCBI's taxonomy places the organism in Eukaryota, Viridiplantae, Streptophyta, Magnoliopsida, Fabales, Fabaceae. The coding region runs from base 1 to 1491 and encodes 496 amino acids.